AUCCCUAGCGCGACACACAAACCGCAGGCGGCUUGAUCUCUGUGACAUUGAAGUUGUGAUUGGAAAACACCACAUGUUAUCUGGCUUAUUGCGACGAGGCCUACAGCGACCACAGCUUAUCCAACAUCUAAGCGAACAGCUAUUCGUCGGCGCACCCGUACUCUGCACCCAAGUCCGUAAGAUGGAAGACAUUGCACUGGACGCGGCAAAGAAAACUGCGGCCCGCACGGCCGUGGAUCAGUGGGUCACUGAGGACACGAAGAUUUUGGGCAUCGGAAGCGGUUCCACCGUCGUCUAUGCUGUCCAGCGGAUCGCAGAGCGGGUGUGGAAGGAGGGAGAGCUCACCGACCUCAUCUGCGUGCCCUCGUCCUACCAGGCGCACCACUUGAUACUCGAUUACAACCUCAACUUGGGCGAUCUGGACAGGAAUCCCAACAUUGAUGUGGCCAUUGACGGGGCGGACGAGGUGGACCGGCGUUUGGUGCUGAUCAAGGGCGGCGGCGGCUGUCUGCUCCAGGAGAAGGUGGUGGCCUCCUGCGCCAAGAACUUCAUCGUGGUGGCCGACUACACAAAGAACUCCUUGCGCUUGGGCGAACAAUGGUGCCGCGGGGUUCCCAUCGAGGUGGCUCCCAUGGCCUACGUGCCCAUCAAGCUCCACAUCGAAGCCCUGUUCGGCGGAGAAGCCUCGCUGCGCAUGGCCAAGGUCAAGGCGGGACCCAUCGUCACGGAUAAUGGCAACUUCCUGCUGGACUGGAAGUUCAUCGCCAACAGGGAGUACGACUGGGACGAGGUCAACCGGGCCAUCACCAUGAUUCCGGGUGUUCUCGAGACGGGACUGUUCGUCAACAUGGCCCAAAAGUGCUAUUUCGGCAUGGCCGAUGGCACUGUCAAGGUCCAGAACAAGUAGUUCUAAGGGGUUUCUCAAUAAAGUUUGACUAACCAUUAUGUUUUCUUGAAUAAAGUUGGAGGUGCCUUUGUAGCGCUAUUUUAUGCAUUUAUCUAUACCUAUAUACUGUUCAUAUGAGGUGAAGUUGCUAACGACAAUAAAUAAAGUUGAAGUUCAUAUUCCAAGAUA
Molecule: messenger RNA, 1075 nt
Organism: Drosophila elegans
Lineage: Eukaryota; Metazoa; Arthropoda; Insecta; Diptera; Drosophilidae
Gene: Rpi
Product: ribose-5-phosphate isomerase
Exons: 1
Coding region: 74-907 (277 amino acids)
Biological process (GO): D-ribose metabolic process; pentose-phosphate shunt, non-oxidative branch
Cellular component (GO): intracellular membrane-bounded organelle
Molecular function (GO): ribose-5-phosphate isomerase activity
Source: RefSeq, a predicted model, not a curated record